UCGCUCUCUCAUGUCUGACUCUUUGUUGGCUUAUCAUUGCGUGUCAUUAAACAGAGGAGCUGGUCACUCCUCAGUUGAUAUUGAUUACACUGAAAUUAUGGUUGAGUGGACAGACAAGGAGCGCAGCACGGUCAGUGCUAUUUGGGAAAAAAUUGAUAUUGAUGUGAUUGGACCAGAAGCGUUGGCAAGAGUGUUGAUCGUUUACCCCUGGACUGAGCGGUAUUUUGCUACUUUUGGAGAUAUCUUCUCUGCAACUGCUGUUUUGGGUAACGCCAAAGUAGCAGCUCAUGGCAAGGUGGUGCUGAAGGCACUGGAUAGUGCAGUGAAUAACAUGGACAACAUUAAAGCCACAUAUAAUGAUCUGAGCCGGUUGCACUACGAGAAACUCAGCGUGGAUCCGGACAACUUCAAACUGUUGGCCGACUGCAUCACAAUUGCCGUCGCCUGCAAACUCAAGAGCGCCCUCAACCCUCAGGCCCAAGCUACCUGGCAGAAGUUUCUGUCUGUUGUGGUCGAGGCUAUGAGCAGUCAGUACUUCUGAAGAGGCGAACAGAUCCAGCUGAAAAAACAUAAAUUGCAUAUUUAAACCCUGUGUGUUUGUCUCAGUGACAGGCAUAGAGUGUAUCUGCUGGCAGGCUUAAUUAUACAAGGUAUCUGAAACCAUUAAAAAUAUGCUUUAGUAAUCGAAUUAUUGCUUAAAUGACCAGUUUGCAUAAUGUAACAACGUCAGUAUGUGGUGAACUGGUGAAAGGCGUUGCACCAGCACGAUGUGGUAUACUUUUAGUGGCCUAUUUUUAUGUACUAAAAUGUGUAUAGACUGUUUAAAGUUAUCUGGGUUUUCCUCAG
Messenger RNA from Morone saxatilis (striped sea-bass), 846 nucleotides. RefSeq names its product hemoglobin cathodic subunit beta-like. Gene Ontology annotation, cellular component: hemoglobin complex; blood microparticle; haptoglobin-hemoglobin complex. Gene Ontology annotation, biological process: oxygen transport; hydrogen peroxide catabolic process. The transcript has 3 exons. Gene Ontology annotation, molecular function: heme binding; haptoglobin binding; organic acid binding. The record is from RefSeq and is a predicted model, not a curated record. Lineage: Eukaryota; Metazoa; Chordata; Actinopteri; Moronidae. The coding region runs from base 11 to 541 and encodes 176 amino acids.